AUGGUAAGCAGAGGAGGAAAGAAUUUCAUUGGAUUUCAGGGGAUUCCAUACGCUCAACCACCAGUUGGACACCUCAGGUUUGCGGAUCCUGUUCCAAUAGACCCAUGGAUGGGGGUGUGGGAUGCAACUUAUCCUAGAAACCCAUGCGUCCAGUGGAAUUAUCUUGAAAAUGGCCCGACGGAAGGAAGCGAAGAUUGCUUACAUUUGAGUGUGUUCACGCCUGCGUCGCUGAAAAAAUCUAUAUACACAAAACUAUUCAAAAAUUGGAAGAAGAUAAAGUACAUAAAAGACAAACUUGCUCUGAAGAACAAGAAACUGCUUCCAGUGAUGGUAUAUAUACAUGGAGGCUUCUUCGAAUUCGGAUCUGGAGAAAAUGCAAGAGAAUUAGGAGGUCCAGAGUACUUCAUGGACGAAUCUGUUGUACUCGUGAAGAUCAACUAUCGGCUUGGACCAUUAGGGUUCCUAAGCUUUGAGGAAAAAGAACUCUCAGGUAAUUAUGGUCUCAAAGAUCAAGUAUUGGCUCUGAAAUGGGUGAAGAAUAACAUCAUAUACUUUGGAGGCGACCCAAGAAAUAUCACCAUCUUUGGGGAGAAUGCUGGAGCAGCCAGUAUACAUUUCCAUUUGCUGUCCCCAUGCAGUCAAGGCUUGUUUCAUAAAGCUAUUGUCAGCAGCGGUUCAGGAUACUCACCAUGGGCUCUUGCCAAGAAUGGUAAAGCGCGUUCUAUUGCGCUCAAGACUGCACAUCUUGUCGGAUGCCUCAGGAAUACAACCAGAGAGAUGGUGGGGUGUCUUCGUAGCAUUGAUGCCCAAUAUCUUGUAGACCAGAGGCGGGCUUUGAUUACAAACUAUGUUGAUCCUGUGUGCCUCUACAUUCCUGUUAUAGACCACAAUGCCAAUAGACCUUUCCUUCCUGACUACCCGUCCAAGCUUCAGCCUGCAAAUGUUCCGGUGUUGUUUGGCAUAAAUUCAGCCGACGGUCUUGUGAAGACUGGUUUUUACACAAAAUAUGGGCCAUUUGAUUGGACCUCAAUUGAUUACCACUUCACGCACUAUUUUAAAGAGAUAUUGCUGCUUAACCCAGAUAUUAUUGGAAUAGAAGAAGAAAUAGCUGAAAUAAGACAAUUUUACUUUGGCUUUGAUGUAUUAGGAGAACAAAGUUAUUUUAACUUGACCAAUUUAUUUACAGAUGGUUGGUUUUUCAUACCAAUGAUUCAGACUUUUAAGAAUCAUCCAAAUAGUGUUUACCUUUAUAACUUAGAUUAUGUUGGAGACAAUUCAUUUGCAGAUGUCUACGCUUCUACAAGAGUAGUCAAUGGUGCUUGCCACAACGAUGAUACAAUUUAUUUAUUCAAUUCAACAACUAAUCCAAGAUUUAGUCCAUUUUCUCCUAAAGAUGAACAUUUUUCCAAAACAUUGGUCAAAGCCUGGGCAGAUUUUGCACGUUUUGGAGACCCAGUUAGGAGUCAAGGUAUUACCCUUGGUGAUUGGAAUAAUGGUGGAGAUUACCUGGAAAUGGGCCCCAUGGGAUUUUUAGUAAAGAAAAGUUUACAUCAAGAAGUCAUCAGAUUUUGGUUUAGAUUUAAUCCAAUGCUGACACAUUAUAUUUAAUAAUAGCAGUCAUGUUUUAGUUAGACAAAUAAUGAAAUUUUUAAAUAAAUAUCAUUAAAAGAAAAGAAUUCUAAACAUAAUAUAGUAUCAGAGGUUUCUCAAUAAAUAUAAUUCAUCUAUUUAUAUUCAGUAGAAAAAUAAAACAAAAUGAUAAAUGAAUAUUUAUUAAUAAGAAUUAUAAAGAAAUGAUGUGUUAAUAUAAAUU
Nezara viridula (southern green stink bug) is the source of this 1813-nucleotide messenger RNA. NCBI's taxonomy places the organism in Eukaryota, Metazoa, Arthropoda, Insecta, Hemiptera, Pentatomidae. The record is from the annotation of a GenBank genome assembly.